This is a messenger RNA of Corylus avellana, 2579 nucleotides long. Its product is annotated as Protein kinase superfamily protein. NCBI's taxonomy places the organism in Eukaryota, Viridiplantae, Streptophyta, Magnoliopsida, Fagales, Betulaceae. Gene Ontology annotation, cellular component: cytoplasm; membrane; cytosol. The record is from RefSeq and is a predicted model, not a curated record. Gene Ontology annotation, molecular function: protein serine/threonine kinase activity; ATP binding. Gene Ontology annotation, biological process: peptidyl-serine phosphorylation; regulation of autophagy; protein autophosphorylation.
UCUGUAUUCUAAAAAAGAUCAAAAAGGACCAAAACAGUAGUGUCCCUCUGCCUGGAAACAACAUCGGCGUCGUUUCCGCACAAAUGCAUUAAGAGAGUCCAACGUAGACCAAAAUCCUUGUUGGAUUCAAAUUCAAUGACCCCCCUUAUACCCAACACCGCAAACCCUUCAAAAACAGAACCGCCUGAUUUGAUGUCGCACAAUUGAACGAGAAGAAGAAGACCCAACUCUGUUGGUCGGGUGGUUUUGGUUGCUUCUAGAAGAAGACAUGGAUCUUGGAGAACCCAAACACCAUCCCCGCUUGAUAGGGGACUACAUACUGGGUCCGAGAAUCGGGUCGGGUUCCUUCGCCGUGGUCUGGCGGUCCAGGCACCGCUACUCGGGUGCAGAGGUCGCUGUCAAAGAGAUUAACAUGAAACAACUUUGCCCAAAAGUCAGUAACAAUUUGCGCAAAGAGAUUUCCAUUCUCGGCACCAUCAAUAGCCCAAACAUCAUUCGCCUUUUCGAGUCCUUCGAGAUUGAUGAUAUAAUUUACCUUGUUUUGGAGUAUUGCGAUGGUGGUGACCUAGCGGCCUACAUUCAUCGCUACGGCAAAGUUUCCGAGGCCGUUGCGAGAUACUUUAUGAGGCAAUUGGCCGCAGGAUUGCAAGUACUUCAAGAAAAUCACCUGAUCCACAGAGAUUUGAAGCCGCAGAAUUUGCUCUUGUCAACUAGGGAAGGGACUCCACUUUUGAAGAUUGGUGAUUUUGGUUUUGCAAGGUCCCUGUUGCCCCAAGGCUUGGCAGACACCCUAUGUGGUUCACCAUUAUACAUGGCUCCAGAGAUUAUUCUGAACCAGAAGUAUGAUGCAAAGGCUGACUUAUGGAGUGUUGGGGCAAUAUUUUUCGAGCUGGUGACUGGGAAGCCACCAUUCCAUGGCAAUAGUCAAUUUCAGCUUUUUCAGAACAUUUUAACCUCGACUGAGCUGCGGUUUCCGCAAGGUGCUUUGGAAGAACUACAUCCAGAUUGUGUGGAUCUUUGCAGGAGCCUAUUACGUAAAAACCCAGUUGAGCGAAUAACAUUCAAGGACUUCUUCAAUCACAGGUUCCUAGGGGAGUACAGGCCAGCUACACUUCCACCAAUAAAAUCAAUGAUUGGGAUUUUCAGUUCUACUGCCUCUGAUGAGAGAUUGCAAUUAAAUUCUGGGUAUCCCAUGAAGUUAUCUAGCAGAAACUCAGCAAUAACUACUACAUCUGUACAUCAGAACAUACAAAAGCAAGGGAAAGAUUGUGUCAAUACAUCCAUCACUAAGAGUGUUCAUGGGUUUACACCAAAUAUUGCAAGUGGUAGGCUGAGGAAAUCUGUUGAUGGUGGUGCAUGUUCAUCAGAGCAGCUUCAAGUUUCUGAUUCGAUGGAGUCUAUUGAGAAAGGUUAUGUCUUAGUCAAUGCUCAUUUUGCUUCAAUGGAGGCUUUCUCUUAUUACCUUGGGACUUCCCUGCAAGAUAAAUCCACCACCAGAGUUUCUGUCUGUCCUUCAAGGAAAAAUGACUGGGAUUUAGGUGUUGCAAUGCCAACAAUGGAGCUGGCUGAUAGUUCUCUGGGUUGUCCAGCAAGUGCACAAAGCCAUGGAUCAAAUCUCUUGGUGGCACCAAGUGCAUCAUCUAUAUUAAGGGAAGUGCAAGGACUAACCAUAUUGAAUCAUUCGACUAGACUCCACUUGUUACAUCAGUAUGUUCAGGCUCUUGGAGAACUAUCACUAGAAAAGUAUAAUGCAGGACUUUUUCAAGAAUCAUUAUCAGUUGAACUAGUAGUUUUGGCUCUAUGGAAGAAAGCUCUUCAAAUUUGCAGCUCUUGGAUGGCCUCCACCGCAGAAGGUGAAUUACCUGCAAGCAGUUCCACUAAUGAGCCCAUACCUUCUUCAGAAGCUGCAGGUUUGUCACCAAACACAGAAAACCAUAUAGAUUUUAGCAGGCCUUCAUCUGUUUCCUCGUGGGCAGAACAAGGGUUUAUUGCUGCAUUUGAUCGGGCAGAGAAGGCAUCGGAUCAUGUCAGUCACAUGGAUGGCGGUGCCGAGAUGCCAGACGCAAUGGAAAUCAUAUACCGAGAAGCACUUGCUGUUGGGACUAAUGGUGCUGUUGACGAGUAUAUGGAGAACAAGGGUAGCGCAGCAGCAUCCUACUCUAAAGCAAUGCUUCUGCUUUCAUUUAUUGUAGGAGAAGCAACAUCCCUGCCACUGAAUCCACCUUUUUCACUAACUCCUGCUAACAAGAAGCGAAUUGAGCUUUACAUUAUCAACUUGCAAUCCCGUCUGACUCACUUCCUGAUGCCACAGCCUUCUCCUCCCGAGUAAAAGAUAUUACUGGCUCUAUACAGCAGUCAUUAGAAAACCAGCUUUAAUGGAUAUCUGAUUACUGGAGCAGCACAGUCAGCUGCAACUGUACAAAUUUUUUAACUCUUUUUUUCUUUGGGGACUAGAUGACGGAAAUACUUGACAGGUGUCUAAUGUACAGGGAAGCAUAUAUAAUUGAUUGUCGGCCAUCUAGAACGGGAGGGGAGGAUGGCCUCCAUUGCCUGAGCUUGUGUAAAUAAUAUUUUAUCUA